This is a messenger RNA of Eufriesea mexicana, 3631 nucleotides long. RefSeq names its product zinc finger protein basonuclin-2. Lineage: Eukaryota; Metazoa; Arthropoda; Insecta; Hymenoptera; Apidae. Gene Ontology annotation, cellular component: nucleus. The record is from RefSeq and is a predicted model, not a curated record. Gene Ontology annotation, biological process: regulation of DNA-templated transcription.
GAGACGCGUCCGUUCGUGCAGCAGUUGCUGCUGGCCGCCGGGACGCCGGGUACGGAUGCUAUGUCACCAAGCAGACGACCUUCGCCACCGACGAUGCCACUAGCACACCUACCACCACCUUUGCACCUGCUCCACUGCGGCCUGCCGCCCCCAGGCUCGAGGCUGCCGCACCCCCUGCCACCACCGCCGCCGCCACCCUCCGUCUCGCAUCCGUCGAUGUCGCCCUCGGCUCAGAAGCACUAUUCCACCUCGUCCGGGGGGAACUCCGGGGUGACGAGCAGCGCCAAUUCCCCGCCAAGGAGUCUGGACUCCCAUCUGACGGUGUCGCCGCUCAACCGACUGCAGAGCAUGCAGCCAUUCGACUUCCGGAAGUUGGAGACGCUCGGACUACCCGCUUUCCCCCCUCUACCACCGCCCCCGCCGGCCGAACAGCUGCUGCAGAACCGAAAAUCCAUGAGGAACCCUCAGAGUCCGCACAGUCCGCCUCAUCACUCGAACAGCAACCAGCUGCAGAGGCCACACAUGCCACCAGUGGCGCCGGUGUCUUCCUCAGCGCUCAAUUUCGGACACCCACUCUCGGUGGCAGUGUCUUCCGGUGCUCUGCCGCCUAGUUUCGCGGCUCACUUUCCGCCACCACCUAUGGGCAAGUCAUCGAUGUCGGUAGCUGGCAUGACGGCACCCGCAGACGUGCACAGUGGCGGGGAGAAGAGCAGCGAGUUCGGUUCGGAAGAGGGCGAGGAAGACGACGAGAAUUCUGACAGCGCUUUGAACCUAAGCAGGCGCGAAUCCUCGUCUAAGCAUAUGAACGAGCAACGACACCAUCCGCCACUACCUCUCCAAGCUGUUCCACUGGGCAGGCCACAGGGGAUCCCCGGUAGGAAGCCUCAUUCCCCUGGCAAACGACCUGGUAGCCAAUGGGGAGCCUCUGCCAAUAUCCCUCCUAAUCUCGGUACACCGUUUAUCAAUCCCACCACGGGCAAGAAAAGGGUGCAGUGCAACGUGUGUCUGAAGACCUUUUGCGACAAGGGCGCGUUGAAGAUACACUUCAGCGCGGUGCACUUGCGCGAGAUGCACCAGUGCACCGUGAAGGGGUGCAGCUUGAUGUUCAGCUCGAGGCGGUCGCGCAAUAGACACAGCGCCAAUCCUAAUCCGAAGCUGCACUCGCCCCAUCUACGGCGGAAGAUCUCGCCGCACGAUGGACGCUCGUCCAUGGCGCAUGCGCUGGUCCUGCCACCUCAAGUGGGUUUGCCUGUCGCGGCCACUGCUCUCAACCAUCUUCCUUUUAGUUCGUUUCCGUUGUUGACUCCACCUCCAGAUCUUCGAUCGCCAGCCUCGUUGUGCGGCCUGGAUUUCAAGCAUCUCGACUUGCAGUCCGCUCAGAGUCAAGGUAGACCGGGCUACGACGAGGCGAUGCAGCAGAGAAUGAACGCGAACACGGGUAUCUCGACCACCACCGCGUUAACUACCCCCAGUGUAGCUAUGACCACGGCUACCGAGACACCAAACACCACCGCCGCGGCUAGAGGUUCCUUCUCUAGCAACAGCGUGGUCGACACGGUGUCGCCCUCUACCCAGGCCUCCACGGCCGCCGCAGAGGGCGAGGAAGAGGACGAGGACGACGACGGUGGUAUCGUAGUGGUAGCGGAAGACGACGCGAGCAAUCUGCCCUCUAGGUUGCCUCUGCGCUCCGGAGAAGAGGACGACGAACGACCCGUCGACUUUAGCCUGGCCAAGAGACCGAAGCUCUACUUCGGCGACCCUGCUGACGAGGAUCUCGUGAGUAACGCGGAUAGCAACGAGGACAACGACUCGAUGGGCACGGUGGAUCAGCAAAGCUAUUCCGUCAGUCAGCACUCGAUGAACUCGACGUCGCUGCACAGCAGAGGCGUGAGGAAACGAAAAUCCCAGCACCCGACUCGUUGCGCCGUUCUAACCGAGGUGCACUCCUCGUCCACCGACGGGGACUCGUCCAACGACGAGGAACGAGUUCAAAGACGCUGUCUGUCGGAAGGCACGGGCAUCUCGUCGAUGAACGACUUUCAGAGUCAGCCGGAGGACAUGUCGAUGUCGAGAUUAGAGGCGGGUGAACGGAAAGCCUCGCCUGAUUCGCCGAAGAACCUGAGCUUCAACGACCAGGAGUCGAGCUCCCGCUCGCCGGAAGCUUGCAACAGGGAGGGGGCUCGGGUGGGCGGGAAACGCGACACGGUGUCGUCGCAGGAGAAUACGGAGGAUCUACCUCAGGACGAGCCGCGGGAUCUGAGCUCGAGAGCGAGCAGCGUGAAGUCGCCGAAGAGGCAGAUCAGUCCGGAGCCAAAGACAUCGCACGAGUCGGCGGAAGCUCGUCCCGCGGAAGCUAACGCGGUUCCCGUUGCCUCGAUCGGUCAUAAUAAAGAUGCUAGUUCGUUGGAUAAGAUGAAGGAAGAGGAGAACCAGGAGGAGGAGGAUGACGAAGAGGAUGAACCGAUGGAAGAGGUCGAGGAGGAUGAUGAUGAUGAGGAGGUGAACGCGGCGCUGCGCAGUCAAGAAGGUGAGCGUCCCGAUGAUCCCUCCCGUGCCCCGAGCUCGGUCGACAGCCGUCCGACGACAGCCGACGACCUCUCCCACGACUCCUCGACCAACACUUUGCGUCAACUCGAGUCCUUGUCGCAGGGUCGCGCGAUGCAGUACACCGGGAUGCAGCAGGCGGCUUCGAGGUCUGGCCGCGGCUCUACCAGCCCUGUCAGCCUCACGACGCACCAGGAGACCACCAUGGACAAUUCCUCACGUGGCUCUCGUUCAUCCAGCGCCUCACCCUCCACAGCGGCCAUGGAUACGGACAAUAGCCUUAUCACCUAUGCCCGUUACGAGAACGGUGGCUUCGUCAGCACCCAGGAGGUGCCACUGGACCGGGAGAAUCCCCGCCGCUGUACCGCCUGCGGCAAGGUGUUCCAAAACCAUUUCGGGGUCAAGACCCACUAUCAGAACGUCCACCUAAAGCUGAUGCACCGCUGCAGCGUGGACGGUUGCAACGCGGCCUUCCCCUCCAAGAGGUCUCGCGACAGGCAUUCGGCUAAUCUGAACCUUCAUCGAAAGCUCCUAUCCACGUCGUCGAGUCCGCCUCUGUCGUCCAGUCUGCCACCGAGUUUGUCACCCAGGGUAGAGGAGUCUCAAAUGAAUCCGUUGUUGCACAACGAGUUCCUCGCGAGAUUGUACGCUGACGCGGGUAUCGGUGCUCUCGGAGCCUAUCCUCUGACACCUGGGCUGCCGUCAGCCGUCGACCUGGCAGCGAGGAUACCGCCCCCACACCCUCUUCUACUGCCACCUCACUUGGGAGCAACCUUCUCCGGUUUGUCCUCGUUCGCCUCUCACCUGGCUGGCCUGAACGGGCUCACGCAUCAGCAUUUGAAUCAUCUGACCAGAAUGUCUCAGGAGCAGGGACACAGACAUCCCUCUGGCUCGGGCUCCCCGAUGUCCUCGCCAGGCUCCGAGGAUCGCAAGGAAGAGGCCAGAUGUACGAUUCCUGGCUGCGACCGGGUGUUCGGCUCCAGAGCAGUCAGAGAUGCUCACUCGAAGGACCCACAGGCCCACCGCGACCUGUCUGUUCUGUCGACCAGCGGCUCGUGACCGAUCUCCUUCCGCGGCCGCGACUAUU